UUUGAAUUUUUUUCAAAAGCGCAUUAGUCAUGCUGAAGACUCUUCAAGCUUGAAAUUUAUUUUGAGACAUUGUUGGGAAACGAUAAUGUCUACUGGAAAAGGAGAGUUUCUGGAACCAGACUAUGGAACUGCAGACACAAGUCACUAUGUGGAAAAUUGGGAUCAACCAUCUUUGGAACCUUCUCAGACGACAGCUUCUGUCCACCUUUCGUAUCUCAAAAACUUUUUCGACUUGGACACUUCCGAUUUUCUAUCUCGUUGUCGACGAGCACUGUUUCCCAUUGGCAAGAAAAUUCUUGACAACCCGGAUAACGAAGAAGCCGACAUUUAUGGUUGGGUAUGGAUACCCACAACCGUAAUAUUGGUACUAUCCGUCAACUCCAGUUUAUUUACCUUUUUCAAUGCGCUAUUCCAUCAGCAAGAUGCGUCAGUUUCCCGUAUAACUGGUGUUAAUUUCCGGAAGUUCUGGAUCUUCAGCGUUUUGGUGUAUGGCUAUAACAUCGUUAUUCCGGCAACCUUAUGGGCGAUUCUUGUUUGCACCCGAAGUCGACAACCUAUUUUGCAUCUGUUGUGUAUUUAUGGUUAUUCUUCCACAAGUUACAUUUUUGCUUCACUCAUAAGCAUUAUACCUUUUGAAGUUGUUUAUAUUGUUUCAUUUGUGAUUGCCUCCAUUGUUUCUUCUGUCACACUAUUUCGUAACUUUUUCAGUGAAGAUGAGGUUACUGGCUCUUCCCGUUCUCUGUAUUUAUUUCAGAUAAUAGCCACGUUGCUGCACGCUGCUUUUGGAAUAGGAUUGUUGAUGGUGUUUUUGUAUGGAUCCUGAUAAAGCAGUGGAGUUGCUUAACUAUACAAAUAAAGUGUUGCAACAUAAAUACUAUUAAAGAAACUCUUUGCUUCGUCAAUUUUCUGAAGAUAAAUUUUAAUCUUAUUGU
This is a messenger RNA of Galdieria sulphuraria, 932 nucleotides long. RefSeq lists its product as uncharacterized. NCBI's taxonomy places the organism in Eukaryota, Rhodophyta, Bangiophyceae, Galdieriales, Galdieriaceae. The record is from RefSeq and is a predicted model, not a curated record. Gene Ontology annotation, biological process: vesicle-mediated transport. The coding region runs from base 86 to 823 and encodes 245 amino acids. The transcript has 3 exons. Gene Ontology annotation, molecular function: small GTPase binding. Gene Ontology annotation, cellular component: Golgi apparatus.